Macadamia integrifolia is the source of this 7955-nucleotide messenger RNA. RefSeq names its product pentatricopeptide repeat-containing protein At4g13650-like. Gene Ontology annotation, molecular function: protein binding; RNA binding. The record is from RefSeq and is a predicted model, not a curated record. Lineage: Eukaryota; Viridiplantae; Streptophyta; Magnoliopsida; Proteales; Proteaceae. The transcript has 3 exons. Gene Ontology annotation, biological process: RNA modification. The coding region runs from base 262 to 2556 and encodes 764 amino acids.
ACUAAACCAUCCCUUUCUUCGACCUCGCAAUCUAAGCACACAGCCGAAAGAAAAACCCGUCCCUUUACUUCCACAUCACACAAUCCAUUACUCCCUCUUCCUCUCUCCCAGCGGCGACCGGAGCUGAUCUCCAGAAAAAUGGCAGGCAGCGAAACCAGGCGUGUUUGUUUCCGUUCCCGGAGGAAAGCAGUAGCCUGACUUGUGAAUCCUUAGCCGUCGAUUGCAGCAACCAUUGUCGCCAUACCCAACACUGUUCUGACCAUGGUGGUCUCAAGACUCUCUACACACACUCGUUCUUCACUCGUCUCUGCAAUCAAGAGCUUCACAAGCAACAAAUAUCUCCCUUCAGGGAAACCCGUACACGCCCAAAUAAUUAAACUCGGUUUUUUACCUGAAACUCAACUAUUCAAUCACCUAGUAAACUUCUAUGCUAAGUCUUCGGAUUUUUCCUCUGCUCAAAAGGUUUUCGAUGAAAUUCCUGAGAAGAAUUUGGUCUCCUUUUGUACCUUAAUUUCUGGCUAUUCACAAUCAAAUACUCCACGGUAUUCUCUUGAUCUUGUACCUCAUUUGCAAAAUUUGGGUCUAAGUUUAAACGAGUUUGUUUUCUCUAGCUUGAUUCUGUCUUGUUCAAAGCUGAAACGUGUUGAUGAAGGGAAGCAAAUUCAUGCACUGGUGAUAGUUUCUGAUUUUGAAUCUGACCCGUUUGUAAAAACCUCUCUCGUUGAUAUGUACUCAAAGUUCGAUGACUUGGACUCUGCAAUUUCUCUUUUCAAUUCAAGCCCAAUUGGAGACCCAGUACUCUAUAAUUCAAUGAUCUCUGGACUUGUGACCUUCUGUUCUUAUGAAGAAGCAAUUGAAUUGUUUGUGGAGGCACGACGUGCAAUUGAUCUAAGGCCAACAGAGUUUACUUUCGGAAGUAUUAUCAAGGCUUGCUCAAAUUUCAGUAAAGAGGUUGGUAAACAAAUGCACGGCUUCAUCUUAAAGACUGGACUCGAGUCCAAUUGCUUUGUUGGAACCUCUCUCAUUGACAUGUAUGGUAAAUUAGGUGAUAUGGAAAGUCUGAUAAAGAUUUUCAUGAGCAUUACAUCCAUUGAUCUUACUUUGUACAAUUCAAUGAUCGCUGGGUUUUCAAAUAACGGUCAUCACGAAACUGCAUUGAGGUUCUUUGGUGAAUUGAAGUUACAAGGUUUUAGUCCAGAUGGGUCUACUUUCUCUAGUGUUCUUAAAGCUUGUGGUGGCUUAAAUCAUAUAGAAUUGGGAAGGAUAAUCCAUGGAGCUGUGCUGAAGUCUGUGUUCCAGAGAGACCUGGUUAUCAACACUGCCUUGAUUGAUAUGUACAUUAAAUGUGGGCACAUUGAGAAGAGUUGUAGAUUGUUUGAAUCUAUGCCUGAAAGAAAUGCAGUUGUAUACAACUCCAUGAUUUGUGGGCAUGGAGAUACUGGAAACUUUGUCAAAGCAAUUAGUUUAUUUGUUGAUAUGAGUCGUAAGAGGAUUGAUCCUAAUCAUGCUACAUUUGUUGCAUUAUUGAACUCAUGUUCUGGUCAUGAGAGGAGCAUCUACCCUCAUGUGAUUAAGCGGGGUUUUGGAUGCGAUUUGACUGUGCAGAAUGCCCUUUUGGAUGGCCUUAUCAAAGAUGGAGCAGUUGCUGAAUCCCAAUGGUUUUUCAAUAAAAUGCAUGAAAGGGAUGUUGUUUCAUGGACUACAGUCAUAUCAGGAUUGUCUCAGUUGGGUAUGCAUUCAGAUGCUCUGGAACUUUUCAAAGAUAUGCAAUUCCUUGGGGUUUGUCCCAAUAGUUUUACUCUGUCUAGUGUUUUAAAGGCCUGUGGCAGUUUAGUUGAUUUGGGGAAAGGGAAAUGUAUCCAUGGAUGUAGUGUAAAACAUGGGAUCAUAGAUGAGUUCAUAGAUAGUGCACUUUUGGACAUGUACGCUAACUGUGGGGCCUUUGAGGAGAGCAGCAGAUUGUUUGAUGUGUCAAGUAAAGUAGAUGUAGUUUCAUGGAAUGCAAUGAUCACAGGGUGUGCCCAACAUGGGAAUGGUCACGAGGCCCUAAAUAUUUUUGAAAGUAUGAUGGAGCAUGGAGUUGAACCAAACCAGGUGACCUUCACUUCUUUAUUGUCUUCCUGUAGCCAUUGUGGGCUAGUAGAUGAUGGUGUUCGUGUCUUUGAAUCAAUAUCUUGUAAAUAUGGUAUGAUACCAUCCAUCGAACACUACGCAUGCAUGGUUGAUAUGUUUGGUAGGGCUGGAAUGCUGGAUAGAGCAAAGCUCUUGAUUGAGAACAUGCCAUUCCGACCUGAUAUAUCUAUCUGGAAUACAUUUUUAGCCUCUUGUAAGCUUCAUGGGGAUGUCACACUUGCCCAACUUGCCAAGGACCACAUUUUGGGUAUGGAAGGUCAAGAUACCACGUCUGUCAUUCUGAUGUCUAACAUCUAUUCUGAAGUAGGUCAGUGGGAUGAUGUAGAGAAGCUGAGGAGGAGAAUCAAAGAUAGAGGAGGAAGAAAAGAGCCAGGACUCAGCUGGGUGCAGAUAAAAGAGACAGACAAGUCAUGUGCCUUGUGAGGAAUAAUAAUACUCAAUUGAUGUAAGUUUUAAUAGCCAAAGAGAGGACCCUGAAACACAAACUAUGACUAAUGGAAGGUUGUAAGUUGUAACCAUGAGAUGAGCUCAUCUUAUUUCUUUGGAACACUUGGGAAUGACUCACAGGCAAUGUGAGGGAUCAAACCCCCUGAUUCAUGUCCAUAGCUUCAUAAAAUUUAUGUGACAACCUUCUACUUGGGGUAAAGCAAGAAGUGCUUGUGACAUUUACACACGGUUCAAAAUUAUUGGGUCUGGAUACAAUUCUGACUGCUGGGUUAAUUUUAAAUGGUCCAUUUAGCCAUUGAUCUGGCUUCAUCAUCUGAAGUAUCAUAGAAUUCAGAAAGGAAGAAUUUCACAUGUCCGUCAUUCUUGAGCAACCAUCUGUGGAAUGUCAUGUGCUUGAUAUCAUCUGACCAUUCAAAGCUACAAUUUGAAAAAAACAUCCCAUUGUAGAAACCCUUUUAAGAAAGAAAGGGGCACGCCCAAUGGUAAAUGUACAAAUGUUGCGACUUGGUGGUCAAGCGGUCGAAACAGCCUCUCGACAUUCUCGGGGUAAGACUGCAUAGUUCUCAUCCCCCGGACCUCGCACAUGCAGGUGCUGGAUUUGAUGAUGAGAAGUCAUUGCUCAUGUCAUGGAUGAGCCUCAAGAAAAGUUUUGAUAAGUCAACCGUGUUUGUCGCCUCUACACUAAUUGAAAAUGGUGGUGUUCCACAGUAAUACUCUGAUACUCUUCUUAAAGAAGCUAUCCAUGUUAUUAGUUGUGGAUAAGAGGACAAGACAGAAAGGGUAAGGGAGGUAUGUUGGUUUCUUUUGUUCUGACUCGUUAGUUUCCAUACUGGCUUACAAUUAGAAUUCGUAUAAAUGCCCUGUUACAAGACCCCUUCUAGAUUUAUGGAUUUGGAGAACAAAGCCGAUAUUGAUGGCACUCACCUACUAGAAUUUGUGUUUCUAUUCCUGCUUGUUUCUAAUUUUCACUGUUUUUAAUGGGAGCCUGGAGUUUACUUUUGAUUGAAGACUAGGUCACAUAGGAUCCCAGCCCCAGGCAGUAUCUGAAAUUCUGGCUGAAUAGGGAGAACACCUGUAGCCGAGGGUGGGAACUUCAACUGGUCUUGAAAAGUGGGUACCCUUGGUACCUGUAAUCAGAUCCCAGAAUUGGAAGAUCUGAGGACAGGUUCCGAAUUAGGAAACUAGUAAACUAGGGAUGGUCUUCAGGAACAGCAGCUAGAGGGCUCCAGUGGUCACCAAGCUUGGUCGAGUGGUCCUCUUGGAGGCUAGAAUAAAACCUCAAAAAGGUUGGUUGAUCAGGAUUCAGGUGUGGGAGAUGUGGCCAAAUCGAUGGAGCUUCAAAACCCGGACAAUGGCUGCAAUUGAUUAUGAUCUCCUUGGCUGUGCUUGAACUGAUCUGUAGGCUGAACUUCAGGUCUUCAAAUAACUCUCAAACACUUGCAAAGGCUAAACAGAAAAUAAGAAAGAAGAAAAGAGAGAUCGAUGGAGGGUUGAGAAGGGGGGAAAAAGGUUAAAUUUUGGGCAUCUCACGCCUCAGAUUUGGGCAUCUCACGCCUCAGAUUUAGGCAUCUCACCUAGGGCCUUUCACCCAACUUUAUCCCAGCCAAAAAAAAAAAGCCAUAUCUAGAUCAUUCUUCAUUAACUUUUUAAAUUGUUUACAAUGGUCUCACUUAUAUAGAUUUGGCACAUCCUUACAAUUUAGAAAACCCAAAAUAGAAACUAACUGAUUUUAGCAACUAAAUACUAACUUUUUCACUAAGAAACUAACAUAAGACCAUAAAGGACUCUUCUAGAAUACAAAACUGACUUUGGCUACUUGUUAACACAAAAAGGAAACAAAAAAGGGACCAAAUUAUUGUUCACGGGUACUGUUUAUAUGAACAGUAAUUUCUGGUUUUGGGUUGGAUUGAUGGGCCAACAUUGAGACUGGCUGGUCUGGUUCGAUGGAACCAGCAGCCCCCUCUUUUGCAAGCUCGAACUACUUCAACUCUCUCCCCCUUAGAAAGAAAAUUUGCCCUCGGAUUUUGAAGAAUGUAAGGGUGAUUGUAGUAUGGUGCACAUCCAUCUUCAAUCCUAGAAAAUUCUGGUGACUCUUUGAAUGUAUAGAUGUAGUCACAUAAGGUCAUGGCAACCCAGAUCCAUUCUCUACUCAAGGGAAGGAUAGGUCUGCGGGAAGGCAAGCAAUUACUGAGGACUCUUUCAGAUGAUGGAAGAGAAGGGGCCGGAGAAGAAAAGGUGAUCAACAUCUUCAAUGUCAUUAUAGCAGAGGCAACAUGCACGGGAGGCCUGGAUGUGCCAGUGGAGGAGAAAAGGCUAGUUGAGGAGGCAAUUGGAGAGUGCAUGCCACACAAUGAAGCUGUGACGAGGGAUGUGGGCCUUUAAAACAAAUGAUGUUUCUCUAGUGAAUGAUAGGGGCUUUGAAUAGGAUGAGAUCCCAAGCAGAGGCCGAAGAGAACCGCCCAAGUUGGACGGGUCCAAACAACGAGGUCAUCCCUUCCUAAUUGGCCCAGGGGAUUGGGGGGAAGGGAGGCCCAGAGAUCAGCAAGGGGAGGAGAGGAGGGAGGAGGGGGACCAAAUACCAUGGGACAUGAUAGAGGAGACUUUGGCAUUACGGCUCAGACGAGGGGAGUAGAUUAUCUUGGGGGUAACCAGAGGCUGGAGGAUACCCGAAGGGUGCCAAGGGUCGAGCCAAAGAGAGGUUCUACAGCCAUUUCCAAUGGAACAAGAGAUAGCACUCAUGGCAAUAGGUCUGGAGAAGAGGAUUUUGCGCUAGAUCCAAGAGGCAUUAAAAGGGGGGAGGGGCAAAGGAAUAGUCCGGAUACUAUUGCUCUUGGAGGCAAUCUUUCAAAUAAGCUUGAGAAUGCCAACACAGUUGACAUCUUUGGUUCUUCUAAGGCCAAGCCUACCAUCAUAUUUAGGGAGGCAGACUUGAUCCUAGCUCAUAAGUUGAAGGAAUCUAGAAGAGUCAGUACCUUUCAAGAGGAAGGAGUAGAGAAGACUCUCAAUGGAUUGAUUACAGAAGCCGGGAGCACAAAGAUGCCUCUCUAGUAGAUGUACAUGGAUUGGAGGACAGAGCCAAUGAGCACAAGGCAACUUGCAUAGAGAGGAGGUUGGCCUUCCAGAGCUGGAGCUUCUUAUGCAGAAGGUCAAGAAUAGGAGAACGAUGCUGGGCGGAGAGCCUAGAAGUGUUAAGAGGGAGGCCAAGAUAUUUGACAGUAAAGGAGCCAAGGGAGAGCCCCAUGAUCUAGAGAAUGAGGGAACGGGUGAGAUCAGAAACACUCGAGAGAAAAAGACUGGACUUUAGGAGGUUAAUAUGGAUGCCAGAGAGGGACUGAAGAGACAGAGAGGACAUGAUGGAAGAGAUGGAGGAGGGGUCAGCCUUGGAGAAUAUCAUGAGAUCAUCGGCAAAGGCAAGAUAGUGAAAAGGAUUGGUUUGCAUUUGGGAAUUCGGGAUAUGAGGUGGAUAGUGGAGAUUUGAAUGGAACGGGAGAGAACCUCAAAGGCUAUGAAGAAGAUAUAGGGAGCAGCCUUGCCUAAAACGUUCGAGGAGGGGAAGAAUCCGACGGGCCUACCAUUGAUAAGAACGGAGAAGGAAGGGGAGGAGAUGCAAGGAGGUAACCCAAUGGACCAAAGAGGGCGGGAAGGACAAGAUGUUAUUGGGUUUUAUUUAGUAGCGUCGUCUAAGAUGUUAUUGGGUUUUUUUAGUUCUAGAGGAAUUCUUUAUGGUAAAAAAAUGUUAGGAUGGCCAUAAAGACCGACAAGCAUGUUCUUGACGGCCUCAUUUCAAUGGUGGAUGAUGUGUUCUACGUUUUACAGAGUUGUUGCAGAUUUAUGGUACAAAAUGUUGGGAAGGCCAUAAAGAUUGACUUGCAUGUUCAUAACAGCCUAACAACUUUGAUGAUGGAUGAUGUGUUCUAUGUUUUACAGAGUUGCUGCAGAUGGGCAAUAUGAACUUCAAAUAUUAAUUCAGCCCUCGCAGUUCUUUAUGGUGCAAUGACUUUGUUGAGCAAUUAGUAGGAGGCACUAGGUGAGAGAGCCAAACAUGGGUGCAAAGCUGUUCCAAGGUAGUGUUUUUUCCUCUUUUUUUUUUUUUUUUGGUGAAUAAAAAAGCAUAUGGGAAACAUUCCAAGGUGGUGUUGGUGUGCUAAAGAUGGGCACAGAGAUUGCAACAGCUCUAAACAAUAUGGAUGUAAGUGAGUAUAUCCUAAAACUGCACCAUAAGAUUGAGGAGCAAUGCAUCAAGGUCAGUGGUCAAUUUUUUUUAGCUUUUUUUGUAUUAAUUUUCUGUGAUAGAAAUAAUCUAUCCAAAGACAAUUUGCUGAUGCAGUGGAUGAUUCUUUCUACUCCACCUACGCUAGGAUCAGGAUUCGUAAAUACAAAAAUGAUUAGCACUUAUGAAAAGAACUUUAACGAGGGGUUUCAACCGAAUGAUCAUGCUCUUACAAAUUGGUAUACAUGAUUCAUGUUAAAAUCCAAUUUACAAAGAUAUUUCCUUCAGCCAGAAGGGACAACCAUUUUAGCGACAAGCUUCCAAAUUACAUUUUAAAUUUCAGCAGAGUGAGCAAACCAUCUUUCUACACUACAAUUUUUCCUGUUUUAAGGAAUAAUUUGCAUGUUGAAAUUUCUGUCUUUUUAAAUCGCACACACUCGCUUAUACAGAAACAUUUGUUUGAUUGGAUCAGGAGAAGUCACCAGCGGGGAAUGCAGUCGUUUUAUUUUCAGGACUUCAAUCAUAAGAUACAGCAGGGACGAACACACUUAGAGAGAGUGGCAGUUUGGAUGCAGUUCUCAAGCAAAUCAAAGAUCCCAGUCCGAAGGUCCCACCUCUCAUCAAUCUUUACCGUUAAGAUUGUUGCAUUUGCAACCAGGAGCUUCUCUCGAGUGUAUUUUGUAUGAGGGUGUAAUUGAACUGGAAUCCUACUUUUAAAAGGUGAAGAUUUGGGGACAAGGAGUUAAAAAGGCGAAUGAUUUCAUUUUUUGCAGAUUCUUGGAGAAGUUCUCAUUGAUGAUCUAAUUAGCGUAGAUGAGCGGAGAUGGGCUUCACAUGAAGUAAAUAAGAAUGAAAAACGACAAAUAUCUGCUCAAUGGUCCCUCAUGCUAUAUAGUUUUGAUUAUACAGAAUGAGAAACCGGCAGCGUUUCUACAAGAAAGCUGGACGGAAGGAGGUUACUAGUAAUGAGUACUUGUUCUUUGAUUAUGGAUUGAGAGUAUAACAGAAGAAUGGAAGCAGGUUACUAUAGUUUAGUUUGGAUUGUAUUUUCAAAAUUUGAACUCUGAUCAAAGGGAGUUCAGCUCAUCUUAAAUUUUUCCUGAGCUGUAAAUCUUAAGAAAUGUAGAAAUUUUUAACUGAUAAAAGCAGAACAGUUUUUGGCAUA